CAGACGGAGAAGGGGGAGGUGCCCGCGCUGAUGAACUGUGUUUCCAAGCCCAGACCCAGCGGCCCCCCCUUCCCCCCCAUCUAUCGCAGGCGCGGCGGGGGGAGGGGGGUCGUGAGCGUCCCCACCCCCGUAUGUAAAUAAGGGAGGCCGUGGCGGGCUUUUGGGCGGGACGACGUUGUCCUGUCCCUGGCUGCCGCGGCGCCGGCGCAGCAGGAGUUGGCCUCGCGCAGGAGGUAGCUGGCGGCCGCCACGACCCGCGCUGAAGGGCCGGCGCAGCACGUGUUUCCGCGGCGUGGCCGGGCGCUAUGGAGUUUGAGGAGCUGGGGAUCCGGGAGGAGUGCGGCGUGUUCGGCUGCAUCGCCUCCGGCUCGUGGCCCGCGGAGCUCGAUGUGCCCCAUGUGAUCACGCUAGGGCUGGUGGGGCUGCAGCACAGGGGCCAAGAAAGUGGUGGAAUUGUGACAAGUGAUGGAGACUCAGCCCAAACAUUCAAAGUGCACAAGGGAAUGGGUCUUAUUAAUCAUGUGUUCAGUGAAGACAGUCUGAAGAAGCUGAAGGUUGCAAAUCUUGGAAUUGGCCACACUAGGUACUCCACGUCAGGAAUCUCUGAAUUAGAGAACUGCCAACCUUUCGUUGUAGAAACUCUUCAUGGGAAGAUUGCUGUGGCGCACAAUGGUGAAUUAAUAAAUGCUAAACAACUCAGAAGAAAGCUGAUGAGACAUGGUGUGGGACUAUCGACCAGUUCUGACAGCGAAUUGAUCACCCAGCUGCUGGCAUUCACACCUCCACUAGAGAAUGAUGAUACCCCAGACUGGGUGGCAAGAAUCAAAAAUUUAAUGAAUGAAACCCCUACUUCAUAUUCACUACUAAUGAUGCAUAAAGACAUAAUCUAUGCAGUACGUGAUCCCUAUGGGAAUCGUCCACUCUGCAUUGGUCGUCUCAUUUCAGUAGGCAGUAUGAGUGGAAAAGGGAAGAAAAACAGUGAAACAGAAGGAUGGGUGGUCUCCUCCGAAUCCUGCAGCUUUUUAUCUAUUGGUGCACAGUAUUAUCGUGAAGUCCUCCCCGGGGAGAUUGUGAAGAUAUCCAGAUAUGAAGUCCAAACACUGGAUGUUGUACCAAGACCUGAAGGAGAUCCAUCAGCAUUUUGUAUCUUUGAAUAUGUUUAUUUUGCAAGGCCCGACAGCAUUUUUGAAGGUCAAAUGGUGUAUUCAGUCAGGAGAAGAUGCGGUCAGCAGCUUGCUGUUGAAGCACCAGUGGAAGCAGACUUGGUUAGCACGGUACCAGAAUCUGCCACACCAGCAGCACUAGGUUAUGCACAAAAGUGUGGGCUGCCAUACGUUGAAGUACUUUGUAAAAAUCGAUAUGUAGGAAGAACUUUUAUUCAACCAAACAUGCGGUUAAGACAGCUGGGAGUGGCAAAAAAAUUUGGAGUCCUAUCUGACAACUUUAAAGGCAAAAGAAUUGUGCUAAUCGAUGAUUCUAUUGUGCGGGGCAAUACCAUCUCUCCCAUAAUAAAGCUGCUCAGGGAAUCUGGUGCUAAGGAGGUGCACAUCCGUGUGGCUUCACCUCCCAUAAAAUUUCCUUGUUACAUGGGAAUAAAUAUUCCAACAAAAGAAGAACUCAUUGCCAACAAACCUGAAUUUCAUGACCUUGCAAAAUACAUAGGAGCGGACAGUGUGGUUUAUCUUUCUGUGGAAGGGUUGGUAUCAUCUGUACAAGACAGUAUCAAAGCAAGGCAAGAAAAUCAAAACAGCCUUAAAACGAAUAAGUCUCGUGUUAGAAAGAUUGGCCACUGUACAGCAUGUCUUACUGGGGAAUACCCAGUAGAGCUCGACUGGUGAUUUUAAUGCCCAAGCACCAUUGCUGAAUGUAGUUUUUUGAAUUGAGAAGUAUGUUGUACUUAACAGCGCAUAGCAUCUUCUUAUAUUUAGCAAGCCACUUAAAGCUAGUGAUGUCUAAUUGCUGUUCCAAAAAUGUCUCUGCAGACUUUCUGUAAAGUUUAUGAUGAUGAAAAACAUAUAAUGUAAGUACCUGGAUAAAUAAAAUAAAAAUCAUGGACAA
Mauremys mutica (yellowpond turtle) is the source of this 2058-nucleotide messenger RNA. It is a transcript of the gene PPAT, whose product is annotated as phosphoribosyl pyrophosphate amidotransferase. Bases 306 to 1838 code for a protein of 510 amino acids. The record is from RefSeq and is a predicted model, not a curated record. Gene Ontology annotation, biological process: purine nucleobase biosynthetic process; purine nucleotide biosynthetic process. Gene Ontology annotation, molecular function: amidophosphoribosyltransferase activity. Lineage: Eukaryota; Metazoa; Chordata; Testudines; Geoemydidae. The transcript is spliced from 11 exons.